Acyrthosiphon pisum (pea aphid) is the source of this 960-nucleotide messenger RNA. It is a transcript of the gene Eth, whose product is annotated as ecdysis triggering hormone. Lineage: Eukaryota; Metazoa; Arthropoda; Insecta; Hemiptera; Aphididae. The record is from RefSeq and is marked validated.
AGGAAGUUGUUGGACGGCAACAGUUGUGGAGUCUACGCAUCAUCACGAGUCGACAUUUUCGAGAAUUUCUGCAUUGAACCGGAAGUCAAUAUACAGAAUAACUAUGAGUGGAUAUUUGGCAAUUAUCGUCUUGGUGUGCUUGCAAAUACUGCGUGUAAUGUCGAUUAACGAAUUCCCGGAGAAGAAAGUACAAAAUAUUUGGUUGGCGGACUUGGACGACAAACAAAUCGCGUCCAGGAUCGAACGCAGUGAUCAGUUUGAGACGGCCAGUGAUGUCCUAAUGAAAGACGCAAGUGUGUACCCGAAGAUUACCCGUCGUGGGUUUGCGGGAGAGGAAUUUUUCUUGAAGGCGUCGAAGUCGGUGCCCAGGAUCGGUCGUAGGAACAACGAUAUUCAGGAAACGCCGAAAAGAUCAUUGAGCAAAGAUCAAGUGAACAUGGUGGAAUACUGGCCGUACUUGCAGCCGAACGACAUCAACGACUUGACCAGGAAACAUGACUUCGACUUGCCGUACAACUGUCAACAACUCGACGCCAAAACGAUUUUUUUGGUGGACAUGUACAACUUUGUCUGCAACGAUCAGUUCUAUUGCUGUGCGCCUGCAAAGCGCGCCAUAGCCAACUCUCCAAACUCGAAUUCCUUGUGAAAAAGCGGAGCACAACAUCAUACAGGAAUAUAAUAUUUUAAUAAUGCUAAUAAAAUAAUAUGUAGGUAGUCAGUCUUAGAUUUAGAGGGAAUGUGUUUUUUUUUUUAUAAUUCUUAUUAUUUUUAUUAUUCUUCAGACUUAUUUUGGGUGGUUUUAUUUACGUCUAAGUUAAAAACAAUCAACUGCCAGUAUAUUGAACGCGUGAAACACUUGAUCAUUGUGAUUAUUACGUUGGAACGCUAUAAAUGUAUUUAAUAUAAUGUAUGUUGAAUGAAAAAUGUCUUUUACUCAAUAAAAAUUGAAAUAUUAACCUA